AUGGAGGCGGCGGGCGGCGAGCAGCGGGAGCUGCUCAUCCAGAGGCUGCGGGCCGCGGUGCACUACACGACGGGCUGCCUGUGCCAGGGUGUCGCUGAGGACAAGGGCGUACUGUUCAGCAAGCAAACCGUCGCCGCCAUAUCCGAGAUCACCUUCAGGCAGUGCGAAAACUUUGCAAGAGACGUCGAGAUGUUUGCCAGGCAUGCAAAGCGAAGCACAGUCACUUCGGAAGACGUGAAGCUUUUGGCUAGAAGGAGCAAUUCUUUGCUUAAGUACAUCACACAGAAAAGUGAAGAGCUUGCAUCAAGUAACAUGGAACAAAAGGAGAAGAAGAAGAAGUCCAGUGCAGCUAAGGGAAGGAGAACUGAGGAAAAUGAAACACCUGCGACUGAAAGUGAAGAUUCCAACAUGGCAUGAUUUACCUUUCAGUAACUUUCUGGUCUUCCCUUACUAUCCUAGAAGACCAAGGUUAGCCUGCAGUGAUUGCUCUUGCAGAUUAGCAAGCUUAAGGAAUCUCUGUAAUUUUUUUAGGUAAACGUGCUUAGUUACAUUCUCUUGUUCCAAAAAUGAAAGGACUGUCAGAUUCCAACAAAGUUUACAGCCAAAAUGCCUUAUUUGUUCACUAAACAAAAUCUUACUGUUAUUAAGAAGAAACUCCUUUAUUGAUAGAAUUUAAAGCAAGGCAUAGCCACUGAGCAUAUUCACACCUCAGUAUGAGCAACUCCCUGCAAAGGACAAUUUAAUUUCUCCAAUAAUUUUUUGACCUCUUCCUCGCUUCCAUUUCUGACAGAUUUGUUUAGCUAUUAUAAACAUUUUCCUUUUUCAUAGCCAUAUCUCUUGUUGCCUUGACAAUUAAAGCAUGUUCUGUGUCAUUUCUCUCCUGUGAUUUUGUUGAUGUACAGUAAUCACCUUCUGGAAGUUGUGGGGCACUUUCCAAACGUUGUGGAUUACGGCUCCCAGUGGUGGUCGGAAAUCGCUACUGCCCUCCGCCGGUCUGAUGCAGGCUUACCAAAUGCUGACUAAAAAUUAAUUCCUCCUACCUUCAGAUCAAUAUUUCACAAUGGCACUUUUAAAUAUCCUCCUGUUUCCCAGUCCAGAACUGCUCCACCUCCAGGGAUAAGAUGAUCUUUUAAAUAAAUUAUUCUACUGACUAAUGCAGAGUAAUCUAGAUAGAUGAUGAUGAACUGUAGAGAUUCAGUAUUCAACAGGAAGUUUUUCCUCUUGAAAUGCUGGUGUUUCUUGACUUUUCAUAUAUAUUUUUUUAAAUAAUGCCCCUAUACAUUACUUUCUUGAAGUUUGUGUAUCAUCAUACAUUUCUUUCUUGAGGCUUUGUGUAUAGUCAUAUAUACUGGUCACCAUAUAGGAGAUGGAAGAGUUUGUGAUGUUUUAAGGAAGAAAUCAUUAAUGCAGUGUUGAAGACCAUUAAUUGAGGCUACUCGUUCAUGGCAAAUGUAUUUCUGAGAAAGGAAUCUGUUACAAGGUAGGUUUGUCUACUUGGAUCUGUAAAUAAUGAAGGCUAAGUUGGGGCUUUGAUAGUCUAAAUGUUUUGCCAUUAACAGAGCAAAGCAGCAGCCACCCCAGCUUUUGCCUUCUGGCAAUGUUCACAACCUGUGAGGCAUCCCUGCCUCCUGAACACCUCUAAAAUGUUCAUACUUAUGAAUCAUGUGCAGCACAGUUCCUGUGUUUUAACAUUUAAACUUCUUAAAGGAAGAUCAUCAAGGAAAUGCUAAUUUUUGCAUAGUUAGGGAACUUGCAGCUUAAAUGAGCUGAAGUGAAUCAAACACUUUUCAUCUAUAAAACAUACAUCUAAUUUAGUGUUAAAUUAAAUUACAGAGCAUGGUUUGUUUCUCCUGAUUUGCAUAUGCUAGAUAAGCAAAGAGUGACCAAAUAUCAUUUUCUGCUUUGAUCUACACUUGUCUCUAAUGCAGAUGGUUCUUCAGCUGUCUGUUGUCCUCGGCUACAAUUUGUCACUUUGACUGAAUGCUUGUGCACGUAACACUGCUGGAACAUGGAAGGUGCUGGCUGAAAGCCUGAGGUUGUGCACUGAAAUGUUUUGUGAUUGUUUGAUGUAGAAACAUUAGAUCUGGCAGCAGGUCUCUGUUUUCACUGACAGGGAAUUCUAGCUCUGAACUGAUGUUCAGAAUAGAAUGAUCAGAAGCUACCCAAAA
Centrocercus urophasianus (Greater sage-grouse) is the source of this 2168-nucleotide messenger RNA. RefSeq names its product centromere protein S (gene CENPS). Gene Ontology annotation, biological process: resolution of meiotic recombination intermediates; replication fork processing. The record is from RefSeq and is a predicted model, not a curated record. NCBI's taxonomy places the organism in Eukaryota, Metazoa, Chordata, Aves, Galliformes, Phasianidae. Gene Ontology annotation, molecular function: chromatin binding; protein heterodimerization activity. Bases 1 to 417 code for a protein of 138 amino acids. The transcript has 5 exons. Gene Ontology annotation, cellular component: Fanconi anaemia nuclear complex; FANCM-MHF complex.